UCUCAUAAAUGAAUAACAAAAGAAAACCAUGGCUUGGUGUUUUUUCUUUUGCUAUUUACAUUAUUCUUGAUAAUUUUCUCCAUUGUUUGAUACCGAAUCUUCAAGCUUUUAUGAUUGUGUUUCUGGGUUUUUGAAUAAAUACAGGGAAGUAAUGUAUAAGUUAGAACCUGCAACAACAAAAAAAAUUUCUUUUGGCUAAAAACUUGAAUUUUUGUAUGGUAUAUGAUUGUUCUCCUAAUGGUUUGUUGUUGCCUUUCUCUGGAGCUCUGUGAUCAUUAUUGGAGAGAUUGAUUCACCUUUCAUACUUGCAUGUUAGUUUUGUUGGUAAAUCACUAAUAUGAUUGUUCAUGUUGGUCGUUACUAUCCCCCUGGUGUUUUUUCUUUUCUUACUUCUUGUACUAUUCUUUCAUGAUUUUCUCCAUUCUUUGAUGUCAAAUGUUCAAUUUUUUAUAAUCAUGUUUCUGGGUUUCUGAAAUAAUAUAAGUAAUGUAAUUUAGAACCCGCAAAGUUUUUUUUUUUUUUUUUUUUUUUUGCGGCUAAUAACUUGAAUUUUUGUUUUGCAUAUAUGAUUGUUCUCUUAAUGACGCGUGGCUUUCUUUGGAGCUUUGUGAUCAUUGUUGGAGAUUGAUUUACCUUCGAAGUCACUACUUGCAUGUUAGUUAUGUACUAUGAUUGCUGAUGCUGAUAGUUAAUAUCCCCUGGUAGAGUUUUUGAGCUGGUGAGGCACAUAUAUUGUUCAAUAAGGACUCAGAAAAAGGAACUCAGUAGAAGAUAACAGACCGAUUUGGGUUCUUGCUAGUGGUUUUUCUAAAACCACUCAUUCGAUCAAAUAAGUAAGCCCCAGCAGGUGGUAAUACUGUUAACCAACGGCCACUCUCCUUCAAGAAACCAGUUGGAGUAUUGAUACGCGGGCCUCAUAAUCUCUGUUCAAACUUUUAGGGCGUUGGAUUCUUUGUAAAGCAGUGCAACAUUCAAAGUUCUUUUCUGAUACAAGUCAGUAAAGCUCUGAUGUCACCCAGCUCCAAAAUGGGUGAUGGGUUGAAGCAGCAGAGGUGGGAGUUUAGGAGGAGGGACAGUGACAUGGAUUCUUCAAGUGAUGAGUCUAAAUCAAGUAGUGAGGCGGCUCACAAGAAGCAUAACCUGGUUUGCAGUUUGAUUCCACUUGAAAAUGAUGAAGCAAUUGGUAACUGCAGAGUCCAGCAGACUGGCAUGUUCAAUCCUAUGGAUGAUCAGAUCAUGUUUCAGAAAGGCAAAAGGGUGCAUCUUAGGAGGAGGAAAAAGGAUAAUUGGAUUAAUAAUGACAUGGAGAGGGAUUCCCGUAAAGAAGUUAGUAGAAAAAAGAGUAGAACUAGUGUUUACGAUCCUGCUGCUUUGGAUGAACUUAAAAUCUUCAUGGAGUCCUUAUUGGAGGAUCUUAAAGUGACAAGAGAAAAUUUGUUUUCAUGGAUGAGGAAGGAAAUGCAAGAAUUGAUGGCUGAUGAUGAUGCUGCUCCACGUCUUGAGCGAAGAAAAGGAAGUUCUGGAGGGAAAAAUGUCCGAGUACGGAAUGGUGACAACUUUGUGGAAAACACCAUCUCUAAGGAGCACAUACAGGUUCUUAAUAAAAGAAAACUUGAGGAAAACAUUAUAAUUCAGCAUCAAAACAACUUUGACGAAAAUGUCCUGGUGCAACGUGAAAGCAACUAUGAGCAGAAUGCAUGUCCGGAUCAUCAUAACAAAUUUAAGGAGACCUUCCAAGUGCAGCAUCAGGGCAACUUUGAAAAAGUAAAUGUUCAAGUGAACUAUCGAAAUAACUCAGACCUUGGCAUGGAAGCUCAAAAAUGUGAUAUGGGAUCAAUAGAGAGGAGUGUUAAAAGCAAUACAGCAGCGGGUCAUGAUAAUUGCUAUCCUCUUAAGCCAAAUUUUCAAUCUGCAGACAAGAAUGUGUGGAUGCAGCAUGAAAAGAACUAUCUAUUAGGCACAAGAGCUCAAGCUUACAGUGGUAGAUCUUUAGAGAGCCCUUUAAUAGGCAGAAAGAUGGCUCAAUCUAAUUAUUUCUAUCCAGUAAUUGAACAUCGAGUUGAUCGUGUUCAAGAAAUUGGAGCCGAAACAUCAUCUGAAAAGGAUAGAGGUGAGAGGUUGGGAUUACCUAUUGAGUCCACUUUUUCUUCCAAUCUUUCCAGUCAGGUAGCUUCUUCAAUGUAUUUGUCAUUACCCACUGUGUUAACUGAGCCCUGUGGUGAGAACCAUAUGCUUAGUGCUUCUUCAAGCAAUUAUAUUCGAACACCAUGUGAUAGAAACAAACUAGAUGUGAACUAUGGGAAGGAAAAUCCAAUGCUCAAAGUAAAUGGUCAUCAUGGAAAAUCAUCAGGCAUGCAGCAAGAAGAAAGAAAUGGAAGCUUUGCUCAACUGGGGUCCCGAAAUAUGAGUUGUUUCGAUAAACACUGCAUCCCAAGUUCAAGCAUUGGAACAGGAUUCCCAGUUCCACUUCAUCAGCGUACGGACAUUGGUGUUAGCAUUCCAAGCCAAGUAGGUUUGCAAUACCUACCCCAGGAAGAAACGAACAUAAUGGGUUUAAGGAUGGACGAUGGAGCCUCAACGUUCUCUGGUGGAAGCUAUGCUGCUAUAUCAGAAGGCUAUCUUGCAAACACUUUUUACAGAAAUUCCAUUAGUAAAGCUCAUGACAGACUCAAGGCAUUUCAAAAUCAAGACCUUGAAGAGGGCCUUUUAUUCCCAAAAUAGCAUAAGUUAUAACAGGGUUGAACUUGAACAAUGGACAAGAUUCAAAACUUCUGUUAUGGUAUAUGCUUUUGCAGAAAAGAAACCAAUUGUGCUUUGCUUUCUAUGUUUUGUUGUUCCAGAUAACAGGCAACAAUCAAAUUAAAUUUAUGCUGCCUUCUUGGUUUAUGUCAUUUUGAAACUGGGAUUCCAACUUUCUUGUUUUGUCAUGUUUUGAUGCUUAACCACCAUUAAUUUCUUGGUUCUGAGGACAUAUUGAAGGAGCUAGCUUUGUGACCAAGUCAACUGGCUGCAGAAUUUGAAACUUCGCUGACAAGAAAAUGUUGAGCUGUGUUACAACUUACUGAGAUUCUGAGAUGAUUUAGUGGCGUGGUAAAUUUUGCUCUUUUUUUUUUCUUCCCUUGAUUUGGAUAUGAUUUGUUGGUCAUAAUAUUCUGGUGCCGAUACUUCUUCUUCAUACUAUUAUUACACAUGAAUGGAUUGGGGGUCAAUGAAUCUUGAAAUUCUCUAAAA
This is a messenger RNA of Prunus persica (peach), 3231 nucleotides long. RefSeq lists its product as uncharacterized. The record is from RefSeq and is a predicted model, not a curated record. The transcript is spliced from 2 exons. The coding region runs from base 1009 to 2721 and encodes 570 amino acids. NCBI's taxonomy places the organism in Eukaryota, Viridiplantae, Streptophyta, Magnoliopsida, Rosales, Rosaceae.